Molecule: messenger RNA, 2577 nt
Organism: Sus scrofa (pig)
Lineage: Eukaryota; Metazoa; Chordata; Mammalia; Artiodactyla; Suidae
Source: RefSeq, a predicted model, not a curated record
UGGUUCCUAGUCAGAUUUGUUAACCCCUGAUCCACGACGGGAACUCCUACCUCUCAGUUUUAUAAGGAAUGUUUUCUGUGGACCCAAAGGUAAGAAGCCAUAGAACAGAGCUCUCUUUCUCUGAUACCCAGGGGCCUUGGCAGAGAAGAGAGCGUUGGGGCUUGAGAAUCAGAGACAGAGGAGCUGAGUAGUUCGGAGUGUCCUGAAAGGUGGGGAAAGUGCUGCAUUACAGAAGGCCUGGGUCCCAGGCCCUGCUCUGCUUCUGACUGGCUACAUGACCUUGGACAAACCCCUUCUGUUCUCCGAGCCUCAGUUUCCCUCCUGCACAAAGUACAUUCUUCUAGAUGAUCUAAUAAUCCCUUUCCUUCCCCCAGCCUCCCUCAGCCUCCCUCCACCAACUCCUGCCCAAAGUGGCUCUGGCGUUCUAGCAGCAACGGUGAACUAUGGCUGAGGGUCCCAGGUGGGAGUUGCGACCCAUCUGCGUGUCCUCCUGAGUUCUGGACCCCAGCACGCGUCCUGGCCUUGGCAGGUCAGGUCGGGGCCGUCGGAGGGGAGAAAAGCCCUGUGCCUCUGAGAGAGGCCUGGGGUGGGGGGGUCGGCAUUGUGAUGACCUCGUCCACUCUAUGACAUCAUCCUCUCUCCCACCCGCCCGCCUCCCUGCUCAACUGCGCUGCAGACAACCAUCCAUCUGAAUCCCAAAGGCCUGAGAAAGUCCGUUCUCCAGUACCUGCUGCUGAUCGUCUGCCUCAGCCAGCAAGAAGCACCAUGAAAUUGGAAUUCACCGAGAAAAACUACAACAGCUUUGUGCUGCAGAACCUGAACAAACAGAGGAAACGCAAAGAAUACUGGGACAUGGCCCUGACUGUGGACCACCACGUCUUCUUUGCACAUCGCAACGUGCUGGCUGCCGUCUCUCCGCUGGUGAAGAGCCUCAUCUCCAACCACGACAUGAAAACCACCGAUGAGCUCUUUAUCACCAUCGACCCCAACUACCUGAGUCCGACCACGGUGGACCACCUCCUAGACUACUUUUACAGCGGCAAGGUGGUGAUCUCCGAGCAGAACGUGGAGGAGCUGCUUCGCGGGGCCCAGUAUUUCAACACCCCCCGCCUUCGAAUUCACUGCAAUGACUUCCUGAUCAAGUCCAUCCGCCGUGCCAACUGCUUGCGCUACCUCUUCUUGGCCGAGUUGUUUGAACUCAAAGAGGUCUCGGACUUGGCCUACUCCGGCAUUCGCGACAACUUCCACUACUGGGCCAGCCCCGAGGGCUCCCUGCACUUCAUGCGCUGUCCACCUGUCAUCUUCGGCCGCCUGCUGCGCGAUGAAAACUUGCACGUGCUCAACGAGGACCAGGCUCUCCAGGCACUCCUCAGUUGGGUAUACUUCCGGAAGGAUGAGCGGGAGAAGUAUUUCAAGAAGUUCUUCAAUUACAUCAAUCUCAACGCCGUCUCCAACAAGACGCUGAUGUAUGCCAGCAACAAGCUGAUGGGCAUGGAGAACAGCUCAGCCCACUCCACCCUGAUUGAGAGUGUCCUUGUGGACCGCAAGCAGGAGAGGCCAACCAGUCUGCUGAGCUACCAGCGGAAAGGGGCCCUGCUUGAUUCGGUGGUCAUCCUCGGAGGCCAGAAGGCCCACGGCAAGUUCAACGAUGGCGUGUUCGCUUACAUCAUCCAGGAGAACCUGUGGUUGAAGCUCUCAGAGAUGCCCUAUCGGGCGGCAGCCCUUAGCGCCACUGCGGCCGGUCGCUACAUCUAUAUCUCUGGUGGCACCACGGAGCAGAUCUCAGGGCUGAAGACGGCCUGGCGGUAUGACAUGGAUGACAACUCCUGGACCAAGUUGCCUGACCUGCCCAUUGGGCUUGUCUUCCACACCAUGGUGACCUGCGGGGGGACGGUGUACUCAGUGGGCGGGAGCAUCGCCCCAAGGCGGUAUGUCUCCAACAUCUUUCGCUAUGACGAGCGCAAGGAGGCCUGGUGCCUCGCAGGGAAGAUGAGCAUCCCUAUGGACGGCACAGCCGUGAUCACCAAGGGUGACCGGAACCUGUACAUUGUCACUGGGCGGUGCCUGGUGAAGGGCUACAUCUCCCGGGUUGGGGUGGUGGACUGCUUCGACACCAACACUGGGGACGUGGUCCAGUGUAUCACCUUCCCCAUCGAGUUCAACCACCGGCCCCUGCUCUCUUUUCAUCAGGACAACAUCCUCUGUGUGUACAGCCACCGGCAGAGUGUGGAGAUCAACCUGCAGAAGAUAAAGGCCAACAAGACGACCACCUCGGUGCCUCUCUUGCCCAACAACUGCCCCUUGGAUGUGUCCCAUGCGAUCUGCUCCAUUGGAGACAGCAAGGUGUUUGUGUGUGGAGGCGUCACCACAGCCAGCGAUGUCCAGACAAAGGACUACACUAUCAAUCCAAACGCCUACCUGCUGGACCAAAAGACAGGCGAGUGGAAGACCCUGGCCCCACCACCAGAGGCACUGGACUGUCCUGCCUGCUGUCUGGCCAAGCUACCUUGCAAGAUUCUUCAAAGGAUUUAAACAGCUUUUUAAGUGGGAGAAUAAGUAAAUUCAUUAUUAUUCACA